UUUCCAAAAUUGCCAGCCCAGGAUUACUUUGUUCUCAAAUGUACAUUGGCUGGUAAAACAUCUAUUGUUUGCUUUUUACAUUGUGUCGAUAUACACCAAUCAAAACAGUGUCCAGUAAACGUGGGGUAGAGGGGUGUCACAGGGGACAUGGAAACGAAUGUAAGGGUGUUACAGCUUGUCUCUUAGUGGCCCUUCCGUCUGAAAGAACAGCCUGGACUCUCUCAUAUCUCUGCCUCACAUAAUGGCCUGUAGGCAGGAGGGUGUUUUUGUUCUGAAGGAGAAAGGCUUCAGGAUGUUGCUGCUCAAAAGCAGUAGAAGUGGUUUCCUGCUGGGGGAAAUGAUCAAAAAGCCAGACAAGCCCCUGGUUGGACACUUUCCACUCGAAUUCAUACACACACAUACAGGUUCAUGCACAUGGAGCUGGACAUGCAGAAGACGCUCUCCAGACCUAAUCGAGGUUGCUUAAUCGUUGUCAGAGGCGACUGGAAAAACUCAGAGGAGAGGAGAGGUUUGGUUCAACACGUUUAAUGAAGAGUUUGAAGAUUCAAAUGUCAUGGACAAGUCACAACCAUAGAAACCAUGAUUCUGAACCUGACCAAUGGGAGCUGCCAAAUCCCUCUGGAAAAUGACAGAGUGGGUCUGACCUACAUCUACAGCCUUGCCUUCUCUAUCGGACUCCCAGUCAACCUGCUGUCCCUGUGGGGCCUGUACCAGCUGGGCCGGUCUGGUGGAGGCGGCUGCCAGCUGGUCUACAUCCUCAACUUACUGCUUUCCGAUCUUCUCCAGCUCCUCACCUUGCCUCUGUGGAUCCUUUACCUGCAGGGAGACCACCGCUGGCCUUACGGGUCCGUGACGUGCCAGCUAGUGGGCUACGUUUUCUACGUUAACCUCUAUGCCAGCGUCAUUUUCCUUUGCCUCAUCGCCCUGGACCGCUGUCUAGCGAUCGUGUAUCCUCUUAGCAGCCGUGGCGUGCGGAAAGUGCGUGUGGCAGCCCUUUCUGGUGUAGUUGUGUGGACGGUGAUAUUUCUGUUCUGCCUGACUGGCCUGUACCCAUCUGUGUUCGAGCCCCAGAGAGAGCUGUGUCUGGAGCAGUACCCUGUUAGCACCAGAUACGCUUACUUCAAAAUUGCCACAGUUGCGUUAGGGUUCCUGAUGCCCUGCUCUAUACUAGGGUACACCUCGGCCCGAAUCGGGUUGACUCUACGAAACUCGCCGUCUGUCCCGGAUCACGAACGCCGCAGGAUCGUCGCCACCCUGGUUGUCAUCACUGUCAUCUUCAUUGUCAUUUUUGCUCCUUAUCAUCUAGUGGUCGGCUACAGAUUUGUCACCCUGCUUCUUACGGAGAGUGAAAAAGACCAAUGUUCAGUGGAAGUUUCCCUCUACCUUUACUAUCGAAUCUGCUACGGGCUCACAAGCCUCAACACCCUCCUAGACCCUCUUUUCUACUUCUUUCUUUGCAACGACGCUCGCCAAGAGCUUCGCAGAUCUCUCUUCUGCCCCUGCCGGGGUCAAAGGGCACACCGGGGAUCGCGAGUACAGACUCUUCCCAAAGGCUGUGCAGAUGUUUAGCUGUCGUCUUGUGCAGAUGCUAAUCGGGGGUUGGUGUCUUUGUAAGGCAUGGGGUGAAAACGUCUUAUCAGGCUGAGAUUUGACUAAUUACCUGUCGUGAUGUCAUUAAGACAUGACUGGUAUGAGACAUUUGCACG
Messenger RNA from Rhinichthys klamathensis goyatoka, 1706 nucleotides. RefSeq names its product probable G-protein coupled receptor 132. NCBI's taxonomy places the organism in Eukaryota, Metazoa, Chordata, Actinopteri, Cypriniformes, Leuciscidae. The transcript has 5 exons. The record is from RefSeq and is a predicted model, not a curated record. The coding region runs from base 580 to 1569 and encodes 329 amino acids. Gene Ontology annotation, biological process: G protein-coupled receptor signaling pathway. Gene Ontology annotation, molecular function: G protein-coupled receptor activity. Gene Ontology annotation, cellular component: membrane.